This is a messenger RNA of Chanos chanos (milkfish), 5907 nucleotides long. RefSeq names its product kinesin family member 26Aa (gene kif26aa). The record is from RefSeq and is a predicted model, not a curated record. Gene Ontology annotation, biological process: microtubule-based movement. The coding region runs from base 1 to 5907 and encodes 1968 amino acids. The transcript is spliced from 15 exons. Gene Ontology annotation, molecular function: ATP binding; microtubule motor activity; microtubule binding. NCBI's taxonomy places the organism in Eukaryota, Metazoa, Chordata, Actinopteri, Gonorynchiformes, Chanidae.
AUGGCUUUACAAAGUACCUCGGAAAAACCAGGGGACGAGAAACAACUAACACCUGUGGAUUUGGGUGCGCUCUAUGCUGACAGUGACAUAAUAUUUGGAUUUACGCGUCAUCUUUUGAAGAGAAAACAAAAGGUUGUUGAAGGUUAUUCGAGCAGAGAAUCCUCUCUUUCUUCGGAACUCAAUCCCAGGAAGAGGCUUCAUUCGGCGGAGGAAGUUCAGUGCGAGAGCCGGCCAGCGCCGGAGGGCGCCGGCUCGGUGUCCGUAACAGAGUUAGUUCAUUUUGAGAAAAAGGACGGGGGCGGGAGCCUGUGUCAACGAUGUCAAAUCAUUGCCAGCGAACUGAACAGGCAGGCGCUCGCGCUGGCCGAACCCGGAUCGCUAAAGGAUCCCACCUUUGCUGCUUUCCUCCUCGACAAGCUCCAGGCACUAGAAUGGCCACCAAGGGGGCACCAUACGGAGAGUUGCUGUGAAGUGUGUGGCACUCCUCUCCACCACCUUAGGCGCCUUGCUCUGCAUUCUGCCCUGGGGCAGGCUGCCAACAUGCCCGAUCUUCAACCCGCGUGGCCCUUCUCCAGCCUGUUACCUCCCCAUCUGGCCGACCAUGACGUGGCCUCUAUCCCCUCUGUGGAUCACGCAACAACAUGGGACUGGGGCUCGCGGAGCCCUGCGGGUAGCCAGCCCUCUCGACCCCUCUGCAGUCAGCCAUCUGCAGACUGGGGUGAGGCUACCAAGACAGGUGCCAAGUUGACUGGCCUGGCCACCGUCACACCUCUCCCCGUCCAUGCACAGCAUUACCUAGAGGGAGUAUGGAGUGUGGCUCGCGUCAGCAGACCCCCUCAUCAUCAAGAAUCUUGGCGACCUCACAUGUCUGAUAAGGACACUGUGGCUUGUGAAGCUCCCCCUUCUAACCAGUCCAGCAGCAUUCUCCCCGUCUCCCCAGCAGGAGCCCUCCAAACAGGGCGGGCCCUGCCUGCUCGUUCAUCCACCCCCCAGGGAAGCUCAGCAGCUUCCUUCUUCCUCAGGGCUGCUCAGAAGCUUAACCUCUCCAAACGGAAGAAACCACAGCCUCCUCCACCCCCGUCUCCACCUGACCCUGACGAGCCCCUCUUCUACACCGACGGCUUCAGUGCCGCCCUACAGCUGUCCCCGCCUGCUGUUCCACCAUGUCUUCUCAGGGCAGGCUCAAAGGUCAAGGACAACCCUGGGAUGGGAAAGGUUAAAGUAAUGGUGCGGAUAUGCCCUGCCCAGGGCUCCAGGGAAACCUCGGAGUCCAUGUCCUUCCUGAAGGUGGAUGCCCACAAGAAACAGCUGACUAUCUGUGAGCCACCUGCCUGUGCCCAUCUGAGUGGCGGGCAGAGGCGUUCAGCGACAGUGGCUGCGCCAAAGAUGUUCGCCUUUGACGCUGUCUUUACCCAGGAUGCCUCACAAGCAGAAGUCUGCUCAGGGACGGUGGCAGAAGUCAUCCAGUCUGUUGUGAAUGGUGCUGAUGGCUGUAUCUUCUGCUUUGGCCACGCCAACCUUGGCAAAACAUACACCAUGAUUGGCAGUGACAACUCCUCUCAGAACCUGGGCGUGGCUCCCUGUGCCAUCUCGUGGCUCUUCAAGCUCAUUGAUGAGCGUAAGGAGAAAACAGGUUCUCGUUUCUCAGUCCGUGUGUCUGCUGUGGAGAUUUGUGGCCGAGAUGAGGCUUUGAGGGACCUGCUGGCUCACAUGUCCUCAGGCACCUCGCAGGACAGUGAGUCUCCUGGAGUGUUUCUGCGUGAGGACCCCAUAUCUGGAUCCCAGCUCCAGAACCAGACUGAAUUGCGUGCAUCCUGUGCAGAGCGAGCAGCUUUCUACUUGGAUGCGGCACUGGCAGCUCGUAGUACCUGUCGUGCAGACUGUGGAGAAGAGGAGAGACGCAAUUCUCAUGUGCUCUUUACUCUGCAUGUCUACCAGUACCGCAUGGAGAAAACCAGCAAAGGAGGAAUGUCUGGAGGUCGCAGCCGCCUACACCUCCUGGACCUGGGCAGUUGUGAGACUGAUCUCAGGAAGACACGAGAUGGAGGGGGAGGCCAGUGUUUGUCCUUGGGUGCCCUGGGCAACGUCAUCCUGGCUUUGGCGAACGGAGCCAAGCAUGUGCCCUACAGGGACAGCAAGCUAACCAUGCUGCUGAGGGAAUCGCUGGGCAACAUCAACUGCAGAACCACCAUGAUAGCCCACAUCUCCGACUCACCAGCCAAUUACGCUGAGUCUCUCACAACUGUGCAGCUCGCCUCCCGUAUUCACCGCAUGAGGAAGAAAAAAUCCAAGUAUGCAUCCAGUUCUUCUGGAGGAGAGAGCUCCUGUGAGGAGGGGAGAAUUCGCAGGCCGGCUCACUUAAGACCCUUUCACCCUAGGACUGUUGCUCUGGACCCAGACCAUCCUCUACUGCUGUCUAGUGACCCAGACUACUCCUCCAGUAGUGAACACUCCUGUGACACAGUGAUCUACGUAGGGCCCGGAGGAGCCCCCAUCUCUGACCGAGAGCUUAGUGACAAUGAGGGCCCACCAGCUUUCGUUCCCAUUAUCCCCUCGCUGAACAAAAAGCGUGUUAAGGAAGGUCCAGUGUCAGAUGGAGACCAUUUUAAGUGCAACACAUUUGCAGAAUUACAAGAGCGUCUCGAAUGCAUUGACGGAAGUGAGGGCACUUCAGAUUUUGCAGGGGAAUGCAAGGGGUCUCAGACAGCCCCAAAGACUUCUAGUGGGGUUGCAAAAGCUGCAGAGGGGACCACCUCUGCAAAGUCAGCUAAAUCUUCUCUCCAAAGGACUUCACAUAUGGAGCCUUCUAAAUUGUCCCCAGAGGGAGGAGCCUUGGAUUCUAGUAGGACUGCAUUGCAUGACUCUGAGCCUGUAGUCCGAGAGAAGGUGUAUCCUGGCAAAGGGUCUUUACCAAAGCCCAGUGCAUCCUCUUUCUUGCAGAGGACAGCUAAGUCCCCCAGUCCUGUCAUAGUUGGUGACUCUGCAACCAGAACACCUCCUGUUGGAAUGAGUCAGCAAACUCGACGACAGGGGCAACAGGGCAACUCUCCCAUUCUCGACAGGGCCGGUCACAUGAGCAGAAGUUCCAUGGAGGUGAGCCAUCUCCGUGCAGCCCUUAGAGGCAGGUGUCUGAAUAGAGAUGUUUUAAGGACUACAGUCACCCUGCAACAACCUGUUGAGCUGAAUGGAGAGGAUGAGCUGGUAUUCACCAUAGUAGAGGAGCUUCCUGCUGGUCUUGUGCCAGACAAUGGGCGACCCUCCAGCAUCAUCAGCUUAAAUAGUGAUUACUCUUUGCAGGCUCUGGCCUCUGGCUCCCGUCCAGUUAGUAUUAUCAGCAGUAUCAAUGAUGAAUAUGAUGCUUAUACAUCUAAAAUGUGUGGGUCCCAGCUGAGCUCUACACUCAUCACAAAAUCACAAGAAGACCUGUCAGCAGGCCAAAGCAAUGAACAGUCCUCCCUUGGCUCCUGGCCCAGCAAGUCAAAUGUGGUCACACCGGAAAGUGAUAGUGCUCAUUCUGCCAGAGGCCUUUCUCCGAAGGUCACUGUUAUAGAACCUGAAAAUACCUCGCUCUUGGAUUCACCUGGUAUUGCACGCAUGGCAUCCUUCUCACAGCAAGGUGCCAAGAGCUCCCUUACCGAUAUAUGUUUUUCAGAUUUGGACAAUGACACUACAACCUCAAGCAAACUUAAGUGCCCACCAUCGCCUGAGACUACCAAAGCAUCUCUUCGAGGCUCAAAAGCAACAAGAGUCAAUGUACAUCACUCAUCACAAUCUGCACAGAUUUCUCAUGUUGCUCACUCCACUCUUCCCAGGAAAACCAAGCCUACCUCAUCAGUUACAUCAAGUAGUAGCUGCAGUCGGGAACUACAGAAACAAGAAGGUAGGGCGGAUGGACAAUGGAUACGCACAGAUAGUCAGUUAGACUCAAGAGUGGCUGAGACAAUCUCUAUGAGUAAGCCACAAAGAAAUGGUUCUAGUGGCACUCCUUCUAGAAAACCAGAUGGAAAUAGUAAUAGUGUCCCUAGACCUCCAAAAAUGCAGGUAUCCUCUUCAUCUCAAAGGGUGGUCGAUGGCUGUGAGAAGUCCAGUGUUAAAAAAAGCGAGGGCCUUAGCAGAAUGCCCCUUCUAAGAAGAGGAGCCACCACACUUGGUAUGGUCUCUGUGCCCCAGAGCUCAUCAGAGUCCAAAUGGGGUCAUGAUUUGACACAAACAAGUGGCAGUCUGAGGUUCUCUUCUUUAGGAAAGAGAACAAAUGGCCAAAAGAGCAGCAUGCUCCCCAAAUCUGGAAGCAUCUCUCCUCCUGCCCCUCCCCUCCGCAAGUCCAGCCUGGAUCAGAGGACACGGACGGUGUUGUCACCCAGUGCCUUAAAGUCAGGCAGUGAUGCAACCAAAUCUUUGUUACCCAAAAUCUCAGUCUCUGAAGAGGACUUUGAUGUUCGGUUCAAAGGAGAAUCUGUUGGACUCAAGACACACAGUCUGAAGACAUCAUCCAGCCUCAGGGCACGAGGAGCCAAGGGUGAUACAGGAAGGUACUUUGGCAGUCUCAUAUCCCUGGAAAGAUGUGACAGCCUCACCUCUGUUGGAUCUAGACCUGGAACCUCCAGAGAGAACAGUGGAAGCACCUUUAGCAGCACUGGCAAGUUUAACAGGACAGUGCCAAGGCUGGGGGUACCCAGCUCUAUUUCUGCACCUACUGGUACAUCUCCUCUGUCAACUUCCACCACUGGAGCUAGCAGACUUGGGCAGAUCAAAGCUGGUAUCAGUCCCAGGGCAAGUGUUUCUAAUGGCAGCAAAGCGAAGACUGUGUCUACUAAUGGCUCAAAGCUUAGUUCCACUAAAACUCUCACCGCCUCAGCUGCACGCAAUGCUGGCCUGCCCCCAACUGGAAAGACUCAAGCUCGUUCUAUAACAGGCUCUAAUGGCAAGCCUGGAAGAGGUACUAUCAUGGGCACAAAGCAAGCUGUCCGUGCGGCUAACAGCCGAGUGAGUGAAUUGGCAUCUAGCAGCCCCAAAAAACACCUCAGGGGAUCUGGUGACCAGGUGGAAAGUGCUAGUGAUAGUGGCUUAACCCCCAGCGAAGCUCCCACCCCUGCUUUGAUACCCUCACCUUACAGUAAGAUUACAGCGCCUCGGAGGCCACAACGCUACAGCAGUGGCCAUGGUAGUGACAACAGCAGUAUUCUCAGUGGAGAGCUGCCACCUGCAAUGGGCCGCACUGCACUCUUCUACCACAGUGGUGGCAGCAGCGGCUAUGAGAGUAUGAUCCGCGAUAGUGAAACAACAGGCAGUGCCUCAUCAACCCAUGACUCCAUGAGUGAGAGCGGAGUGUCCACAUCCAGCCGAGCAAAGGCCUCAAAGUCUCCUAAGAAGAGAUCCAAUGGCCUGCAGCGGAGACGUCUGAUCCCGACGCCCUUGCCCGACACAUCCUCACUGAGCAGAAAGGCUGGUGCCACAGGCCAAUGGGUGGACUUGCCUCCACUGGGCAGUACCUUGAAGGAGCCUUUUGAGAUCAAGGUGUACGAGAUAGAUGACAUGGAGCGACUGCAGAAGCGCAAGGAGAGUGCUGGCCCAGAGGGUCUACAGUACUUUAACGCCCGUCUCAGGAUGCUGGAGAAAAGGCAGCAGCGAAUCAGGGAGCUGAGGGCUAAGCAUGAGAGGUUGAAGAGGGAACUGGAAGAUGCCAAGACUCGUCUGAUGUUGGACCCCAGCAAGUGGAUGGGUGAAUUUGAGGUGGAUCCAGAUCUGGACAAGGAGUCACAGGACUACCUUGAGGCUCUGGCCCAAGCCACUGGUGAGCUGGAAUUCUGCGUCAACCUAUGCAAGUCUCGUGUGAUGAUGGAGACAUGCUUUGACAUAAUAGUGCCCACCAGAGAGGCACAGGGAGGACAACAGGAAGUAGAGGUGUGA